Molecule: messenger RNA, 1005 nt
Organism: Lathyrus sativus (Indian pea)
Lineage: Eukaryota; Viridiplantae; Streptophyta; Magnoliopsida; Fabales; Fabaceae
Source: the annotation of a GenBank genome assembly
AUGGAGAAGAAAGAGAUGGCUGUGAGUGUGAAGAGUGAAGAAGAUGUUGUUGGAUGUGUUGGUGGUGGUGGUGGUGGUUCUUCAUCUUUGCUAAACGGCUUUCAGUUUUCAAGCGUGUUUGAUUUCUAUGAGGUAGAAAAAAGCUCUCCUCUAGGGUUUAUGGAGUUACUGGGUGUGGAAAACUAUAGUUCCUUGCUUGAUGUACCGCAACUAUCAACCAUGUCUUCCAUGAGUCAUCAUCAAACUACAGUUAAGUCUUCAUGUGAUACUAAUGGAAAAGAGUGUUCUGAGGUUUUGAAUCAACUUCCUCAAACUCCUAACUCUUGCUCGAUUUCAUCGGCAUCUAGUGAAGCAGUUAAUGAUGAACAACAUAAUAAGACUCUUGUUGACCAAGUCCAAGAAGAUGACGAUGAAGAAGAAAAACAAAAAACCAGCAAACAGUUGAAGACUAAGAAGACAAAUCAAAAGAGACAGAGAGAACCAAGAUUCGCGUUCAUGACGAAAAGCGAGGUGGAUCAUCUGGAAGAUGGGUACAGAUGGAGAAAGUACGGUCAAAAAGCUGUGAAAAACAGCCCCUUUCCAAGGAGCUAUUAUCGCUGCACCACUGCUUCAUGUAAUGUGAAGAAGCGUGUGGAGCGUUCUUAUACUGAUCCAACCAUUGUCGUCACAACUUAUGAAGGCCAACACAUUCAUCCAAGUCCGGCUACGUCCCGUUCCGCCUUUGCCGGAGUUCAGAUACCACCGCCGAACGCUGUAUCCGGUGGGUUUCCUACAAACUUUGGUUCAGUUUUGCAAGGGAACUACUUAUCUCAGUACCAUCAGCAACAGCAACAGCAACAUCAACAUCAACAGCUACUGGUUAAUACAUUGUCCUCUUUGAGUCACCCUUAUAACAAUCCUUUUACUCAAGAGAGGAAGCUUUGUAAUCCAGGGACAAGUUCCUUUCUUAGGGACCAUGGUCUUCUUCAAGAUGUUGUUCCUUCACAUAUGUUGAAAGAAGAGUAA